AUGCCAAAUUACGUGUUGGGCAUUGAGCUGGGCAUCACAACGAUAAACGUGUCGAUCGUCAACACCGAUACCAACGAAACCGAGGACCAAUUCACGCAAGAAACCGACAGCGACAUACCCGGCGAUGUGGACGGCGCCCACAAGCAGUACGUCCCCAAGAUCAUCGAGGUAUUGAACACCUGCGUGGAGAACAUCCAGGCGGUCUACCGGCAGAACGUCAGCAUGAUCGCGGUCUGCGGCCAGCUGCACGGCGUCCUCCUGUGGACGCUGGCGCGCGACGGCCCGCCCUGGAAGUUCAAGAAGAACUCGUACGAAAUCGACGCGCAGAAAGUGUCCAAUCUGUACACGCGGAAGGACGGGCGUUGCGGCAGGGAGUUCCUGGCGUCGCUGCCGCAGCCCGAGUCCCACGUGGAGCUGGCGACGGGCUUCGGCAUACCCACCAUCUUCUGGUUGGACAGGCACGCGCCGCAGCACCUGCGGAAGUACAACCGCUCCGGGCUGAUAUCCAGCUUCGUCGUGGCCAUGUUGUGCGACAUGGACGAUGUGUUUACGACGUACCAAAGCGCGCCCACUUGGGGUUACUUCGAUUGCAACACCUUGCGGUGGAAUUACGAGAUACUGGAAGCGGCGGAUUUUCCGUUAUACCUCCUUCCGGAGGUCGUGCCUCCGGGUUUCUUCGCCGGGCGGCUGGCGCAGAGCUGGAACGGGAUUCCGGUGGGUAUUCCGGUGGGCGCUGAUUUAGGGGAUAUGCAGUGCUCGAUCAUCUCCACCAUAGAUACACUAGAAGACGCCAUAUUCGAAUUUUCCGAGUCGGUGAAAAUCGCCUUCGUCACUGACGAUCAUUUCUCGUUCGAUCCGCACGAUCAGAACUCCGCCUGUCCCUCCGGCAAUGAAAACGUGAGAUUUUGGCCGUUUUUCAACGAUAUGUACAUCGGCGUGGCGGAAUCCCCGAACGGCGGGUGCAUUAUAGAAAUGUUUGUGAAUAUGUUGCAUCGAUGGUUUAUCGAUCUCGGAGUUAGCGUGUCUCGAGAGAAAAUCUGGAACACUCUACUGAACAUAGACGCAACAGAAGACGCGGAAUCUAGGUUGAGGAUCAUUCCCACGUUCGUAGGAGAAUCGUUUAACGGCAACCCGACGGGAACUGUUAUAAAUAUAACCGGAACGAAUUUGUCUCUGGCAGAGGUCUUCAAAGUGCUUUGCGGGGGAAUCGUCAACAAUUUGCACGACCAGAUCUCCGCGGAAAAGCUGAAGAAAACAAAUUGCUUCAGGUUAUUGUGCAGCACGUCGCACAGUUAUAUCAACGAGCUUAUAAGAAGCGAAGUCGAAAGAGUUUACAGAUUACCUAUGGUUUUUGUAGAUAAAGUAGAUGCUAGUAAAGGAGCCGCUUUAGCAUUACACAUCUAUGGUAACGUUGAAGAGUUCAUGGAGAGACAAACAGAUAAUGCAACGUACCACCGAUAUCCCACAUCAGGCGAAGGGGGUAAUCAAUAUUACUCACAACAACCUACUAUCGAUAGAGGACCUCCCGAAAUAUUCGACUACCAGGGAAGAGAUACUGGCCAAGAAAGACAUACCGACCAUGACAAAUUUGCUCACCAAGAAAGGCAUACUGCCCAAGAAAGAUAUAUUAACCAAGAAGCACACGAUCAAGGAAGAUAUGCUGACCAAGUAAGAUAUACAAACCAAGUAAAACAUACUGACGAAAUAAAAUACACUGAACAAGAUAUGUUUGCUAACCAAGAACGUCCUGAAUAUGUCGAGCAGGAAGGAUACAUCGAAGAAGAAAUAGAAGAAUCAAACUUUCCUUUGGACGAUAAACCCUUAAAAUUUUACCUGAAAGAAUUUCAUCCCACAGAAUAUGCCUCUCAAGAAAUCUCCGAUUCACCGCAAAAAAUCUCUCCAUUGAGCACUUCUGGAUAUCAAUCAACAAAUCAAGCCCAACAUAUUUACGACACCGAUCAACAAUUAGGAAACAUUCAACUUUCCGACUCUAGGGAUGUUGAGCAAAAAGAUUACGAUUUCUCCUUUUACAACAGAAAGCAGGAACAGCUAGGUGCAGCACCAAUACCAAGAGCACCCCCUAAUAGCUUGGCAUCCGAGCAACACGAACCAUUUCCUGGGGGGCAAACUGAUUUGCAAAUAAAAGGUAAGCCUAAUUAUCAAACUUCUUAUAAAGCAUCCCCGCAACAAGUAUUUCCAGUAAACGUUGACGAUACUCAAAAGCCUAACGCGAGAGAAUCUGAUCGUUAUCCACGAAGAAAUGGAAGACAUUCGACUGAUGAUAUAUCAAUUUCAUCUGCUCCGAAACGAGGUUUUGUGUACCCUGAUGCUGACUCGCAAAGGUGGCCGUUGCCCCAGAGAAACGUUCCAGAUGAUUACGUGGUCCAAAAACAAUCGGAUUCUGAAAAAAUACCGGGAAUUUCUUCUACUGAUCGUCGUGCACAUCUUGCUUCAACGGUCCAUCGUCAUUUCGUUCCAAAUGACUAUUUUGUACCAGAAGAAAAUGCUAGGUUUCCAACGGAAGACCACACACAUCGACGGACAGCUCCUUAUCAUCCCUUUGUUCCCAAUAAUGAAAAUUUACAGGAAGAACCUUAUCCACACAAUUCGUACACGAAUUCUCAAGAGAGGGGCCCACCGAGAAACAAUCCUGAUUUAGACCGCCGAACGAAUCCACGGCCGAGUCCUAACCAAGACGAUAUGGGAAAGUAUGCCCCAUACUCUGAAAAACCUACACAAAACAACCUAUAUCCAGAUCCACAGGGCAGGUUUCCAGAACGUUAUCCUAAUGUGUCUCGCAAUGACCCACGGAUGUCACCGGGUAGACAAGGUUAUCGAUCAGAUAAUCCACAACCUAGAAUCCCUGCGAUGGAUUCCUCGCAGAAACCUUCAGCAAGAGAUUUCCAACAAGGCCAAAUACCAGCGUUUGGCAGGGACAAGUAUGAACAACAUGAGAGGCAACAAAUCCAUAAUAUUUCACCAAAAGGGCCACCUAUACCAUAUCCACCAGUACCAGCAUCCAAAACUUCCCCACAAACAUUGGACCAGACCUUUCAACGUUACAUUUACAUGGAUGAAGCCAAUCCCGAGGAUUAUCCAAUUCCAGGGGAAAGACUUCCUCCAUCAAGGCAAAAUCCAAAUUAUACGGGCGUUCAGGCGAGUGAUGCUGGUUAUUCGAGGCAACGAGAUAUACCGAUUAGAAGAAAAGUGGAAGGUAGGCCAGGUGAGGAUAACUACUAUCAAUCGCAACAAAUUGGACCGUUGCCAAUAAAUAUAACUGAAGAAAAAGAAACAUUUUUAGCAAAUGCUAGAAAUCAGAGGUAUCCUAUUGAAGAUGAUUAUGAGCCUCAACCAGGCAUACCAUCUCAAUUUGCGCCCAAAGCAUAUCCUCAUACAAUAACUCAACAAGGGAUUGAUUAUUCCUUUCCUGAUACAAACAGACCUGCAACUAGUAGAGUUGACCAAUAUCGAAAUAAAGAUAAUUAUAGAAAUAUUCAAAGAGGUACUGAUUCGCAAAGAGGUCCUCCCGUGGCCGGUAGAUCAGGCUACUACUCAGAGGAAGAAGAUUAUAGACAAAAAGCCCCAACUUAUCCAGCUUCGCAGAGACCUCCUCAGAGAAUGAUGCCAGGGAGAGCUGAUCAAUAUCCGAAUCGUCAAGAUCAUUCACGUAGGGGAUAUCCUUAUCCAGAGCAACAACGGGCGCAGGCAUCGAUGAAAGUCACAACGAAUAACGAAAAUUAUCCAGUCGAACCAACACCUAGGUUGGAUUUUCCGACAAAGGGGUAUCCUUUCCCAGGGUCCCAAGCAGCCCCGAGGACCGGUAUGGCUGAAUCCUCUUCUAAAGGAUAUCCCGAAACUUAUUCCCGCAGCUCCCCGAAAUCGGGCGGUAAAUUGGACCUGCAUACACACGAUGAUAGUUGUCCAAUUCGCGGAACGGAAUCGCCUGGUAGACUGGAUGGGUCUAAAUACAUGGCUCAAAAAAAUUCACCGUUUAAACCAGAUCCUUCUUCAAAAGCGCAUCCUUAUGCUGGUGCGGCAAGAGCUCCUUCGCCACAAGCCGGUACAUCUACUGGGCAAUACACGACCCAAAAACAAUACGAUUCGUAUUACCGCGCAGAUUUUCAAGGGACCCAACCAAUACCAGCAGGUAGAACUGAUGAUAUGCCAGUAAGAGUGCAGCAAAAUAUUUCAUUCAAGCCUGACUUAUCAGCGAAAAGAUCUCCUUAUGCUGAUUCGCGAGGAGCCCCUGCGCAACCGUCUACUGCUGGUAGGCCACCAUACGAGCCUCAGCAAGGUUUUGCAUUCAAGACAGAUGCCCAAUCGAGAAAAUAUCAGCAACCAGAUAUGUCAGAGGCAACAGCUACAACUGACGCCGGUAAAUAUUUGUUUAUUGAACCACAAGUAGAUGCACCGAAAGAAUAUGUUUCUGAACCAAAUUAUCUGUUUCAAGUCGAACCUUCAUCCAGGGAUUAUUCUAGUACAGGUCCUCAAAGGAACGAACCAACUACAAGCGGUAGGACUGCGGAUUCUGGUAGAUACGUGAUACAACAAGGUACUUCUGGUAAAACGGAUUCAUCCUCGAGGAGAUAUCCUUAUCCAGAACCUCAAAAAAGGCAACUAACUACAUCUGAAAGGGCCGAGACUGAGAAGUAUGUACCUUCUCAACCUUCUUAUCCUGAUUCUUCAUCGAAAAGGCCUCCUUAUCAGGAAUCUCAAAAACCACAAUCUGCAGCACCUGAAAGAGCCGAGUUUGAAAUGUUUUCACCUCAACCUGAUUCUCCACAGAAUGUUGAUUCACCUGGAAAGAGAUAUUCUUAUGAGACCCAAAAAGAGAAAUUCACAACUCAACAAAGUUAUCAAACGAGGCCUGAAGGGAAGCAAUAUCAAGAAUCGCAGAAAAUUCAACCAACUGUACCAGACCGAUAUGUCUCUCCACAGAAGACGCAAGCAACUCCGGGGGCGCCUGAUACAGAACAAUAUGCACAUCAGAAAGUUUACCCGCAGACAUCUGAGAGGAAAGAAUAUCCUGCAUCUCAGAAAAGUCAAUCCACCAGCGGAAGACCCGAUACUGAGAAAUAUGCGCAGCAAAAAAAUUAUCCAUCUACACCGGAAAAACCGUGUGAAUAUCCAGAAUCACGAAAAACUCAACCGUCUGCAACAGGUAGGCCUGAUCCAGAAAAAUAUCCUCCUCAACAAGGUGCUCCCCUGAAACCAGAUUCGUCUGAAACGGCCAAAAUGCAAAGGCCACCUGACAAAUCUGACGAAAAAUAUGCGCCUCAAAAAAGUUUGCCGCAAAAACCAGAUAGAAAAGAACAUGCGGAGUCACAAAAAGUCCCAUCAACUCCUGCCGGUAAAUCAGAUGCUGAUAAAUCCCAACCGAAACCUUCAAAACUACCUGUUUCUGCAACAAAGCCUCCUGAACCAGAAUCUAGGGAAGCAUCAGCAAGGCCCACACAAAAACUUAACGAUGACACACCAAAGGCGCCUUUACCUUCUCGAACUGCGAAAGACCUUAGUUCGAUUCCUGCUACAAGUCCCGAAAGAGUUCCGAAACCGGCAAAUCCCCCUAAAUCCCAAGCAAGUCAACCAAGCGGAAAUGAUCCGGGAAUUCAACCAGCUGAAUCCCUUCCAAUGCAAAGGCGUGCGUUCGAAAAAUACACCGAGGAAAGUCACACACAACAGACGCCUCAAGAUGACGCAAGAUACAGCGAGUACCAGGCUCCUCCGCCGAGAAGGCCCCAAACAGCUCCUAGUUCCGCCGAAGCACGCGCAGCUUCUGCUUCUAGAUCGAGACAUGCUGCGCCGAGAUCUAGAAGGAGGGGUAGCAGGCAAAACGACAUGCAAUUAUUGGAAGAGGGAACUUUGUUUUCCGAAUGGGCUCCGCCGAAGACCUUUUUGACACCCAGUGCUACUAGCACGUUUCCGACCGAGGACGAUGAUUUUUCUCUAGAGGAUCUCCCAAACGAUGAUGAAACUCAACGGCCGUUCGAUUAUACUUCCUACUAUUACGAUUACACGUCUUUAGUCGACAACUCUUACCCAAGAUCGUAUGAAAUUACGGGAAAGUACAAGACCAAAAGAAUAGAUUCGAAAGCGGGCGGUUCUUUGCAAGAUACUUGCCUAAUUCCGCGAUCAGCAUUAUUGAAUGGCAGCGAUGUAAAUUUAAAUGAUAUUCCUAGAUUAGUUUCGCCAGAGAACGUUAUGGAAGGCACAUCGAACGUAGGACAAGAAAGGAGAGUUUUCCCAUCGCCUUCCUCAAGGCAAUAUUCGAUAUCGUCAACAAAUCAAGGUGCCUCGACUUCGUUACGUUCAAUACAAGGUAAAAAAUCUUUUACUAAUGCUGGCUAUCACCAAUUCUUAUCACCAAAGAAGAGAGAAAGUUCAUUAUCAUUACCAGGACCCUCUGAAAAUGACAAUAGUGCUGUUAAUGGCCAAACAUUUUUACUACAAAAGGAGAAAAGAAAUUUAUCAACGGCAACUUCUUCUCCUCACAAAUCAUUUACAGAUUAUAACAGAAGUGUUCCGAAAGGUUCUGAUCAAGCUGCGCCGACGCCAAGGGAAAGAGAGAAAGUAUUGGUUUCAACACCUCCUACCAGUUCAAAUGCAGAUGAUACUAGAGCGCGCCUAGUGGCAUUUGAAUAUCAAAUAACGGUACAACCAAGUGAUGUAGAACACUUAUUAACACCAUCAAAAUCCACUAUCAAAUCGUCUGUAGAUAAUAGUGGUGGUCGUCAAGUCCCUUUUGAUGAUCAAACAACGUUGACGCCAAUCGAAAUCGAAAACCAGAAUUUAUUCUUAUCUGAUGUCGAUACAUUUCCUACCGAAUUGCAAGAAGAUGAUAGAACUUAUCUAAUGUUAGAGGAUCAAGAAAUUUUACAACAAAGCGAAAGAGAAAAUUUAUUAACAACAUCAAAAUCUUAUAUAAAUCGGUCUGUGAAUGAUCAUACAGAUAUUCUACUUUCUAAGGAUGAUCAAGAUAUGUUGGACCAAAUUGGAGAAAAUUUGUUGCCAACAUCAACAGCUCCCUCUAACAGAGAUGAUCAUGAAUGUCGACUAUAUCCACCUGACGAUCAAGAAGAGUCGUCAUCAAACAAAAGAAACGAUUUAUUUUCAACAUCAGCACCUCCCGCCAAGCCUACUCGUAUAAUUUAUUCCAAAUAUAAACUGCCUAUUCACAAUAACAAAUCCGUCUCGUUCUUACCCCACGACAUCGAUCCCAGCGCCAUUUCUCAAUCGCCUUCGCCGGAUAACGAAAAUACUGCCCUAUCAAUUUCAGAAGCAGUCGAAGACCUGCCAUCAUCGAGUAACAAUUCCGCACUACAUUCUACAGGAGACCACCCGACUAUUAACACUUGGUCGACUACCACCGUAGCUUCGUACGUGGGAUCAGUUCUGCUGGGCAACAGGAACUAUAUUUUGACUACUGGACCAAUAGGAUCGACUCAGCAGGACGUGAGCCUCACGUCCUCGUCUCCUACGGUUUACAAUUCGAUCGAUUCGGAAUCGCUGGCUAAUAGAGGCAUGACUGCCAAUAAUCCCCAGACACCGAACAAUGCUCCAAAUGCUCCAAAUGCUCCAAAUGCUCCAAAUGCUUCACAUCCUCCGUGUGCUCACGAUGCUAUAGCUUGGUCAGUCGGGGCCGAUGUGAGGGACCUCUAG
Phyllotreta striolata is the source of this 7659-nucleotide messenger RNA. The record is from the annotation of a GenBank genome assembly. Lineage: Eukaryota; Metazoa; Arthropoda; Insecta; Coleoptera; Chrysomelidae.